Messenger RNA from Cyprinus carpio (common carp), 1267 nucleotides. RefSeq names its product cysteine and histidine-rich domain-containing protein 1-like. NCBI's taxonomy places the organism in Eukaryota, Metazoa, Chordata, Actinopteri, Cypriniformes, Cyprinidae. The record is from RefSeq and is a predicted model, not a curated record.
UUCUGUGACGAACACAGAGCAGAGGAUAUAAACUAAGAAAAGUGACCAGUGUUAAAGUGAAAGUCAACCUGAAUAACAAACAGGCCAACAUGGCUUUACUGUGUUACAACAGAGGCUGCGGGGGUCGAUUUGACGCUGACAAAAACUCAGAUGAUGCCUGUCAGUUUCACCCCGGAGUGCCAAUCUUCCACGAUGCCUUAAAGGGCUGGUCCUGCUGUAAAAAGAGGACGACAGAUUUCUCAGAGUUCUUGUCAAUCAAGGGUUGCACUCGCGGGCGACAUAGUAACGAGAAACCUCAGGAGCCUCUGCAGCCAGAGGUGACGUCUGAGAAGGGAGACGUGAAGCAGCACAGUGGAAAGGAAAUUAUCUACCAGGGACCCAAAUCUGCAGAAGCCCUGGAAAAAGAGAGACCCAGCUCAGAUGAGCCACAGACAAAGCUGCAGGUGAAGAUCUCUUCCUCUCUGGCUCAGAUCAUGGAGAAAAUGGAGAUCACUGAGAGGGAGAAGAGAGAGAAGCUAGAGAGUCAAGCCAUAGUGGUUGGGGUUAAGUGCAAGAACACAGGAUGCAAAACAAUUUACCAGAGUCCAGAGACGAAUGCAGAGAGCUGCACAUAUCAUCCCGGGGUCCCCGUCUUCCAUGAAGGAUACAAAUACUGGAACUGCUGCUGCAUAAAAACCACUGACUUCAACGCCUUCCUGGAUCAGAAGGGCUGCACAACAGGAAAACACUGCUGGAUCCCCAAACAGGACAAAAAGAAGGUGGCUUGCAGGCAUGAUUGGCACCAGACGGGAAACCAGGUCGUGGUCACAAUCUACGCCAAGAACGCCAGUCCAGAGCAAUCCUACGUGGAGGCAAACCGCACAGUGUUAACAUGCCACAUUCAGUUUGAGGGUGACAAAGUGUUUCAUAAGGACAUCCACUUAUGGGGGGUGAUUGAUGUGAAGAGCAGUUUUGUGAACAUGGUGCCCUCUAAGGUUGAGGUGACCAUGCGGAAGGCUGAUGCUGUAGCCUGGGGGAAACUUGAGGACCCCAAACACAAACCCGAGCCAGAGGUCACCGAUGAGAUGAACACAGAACAGGAAGACGUCAAACCCGACUGGUACAUCUCAGAUGAUGACAUCAGUGAGUCUGACUUUGAAGAUGAAGAGGAGGACAAGAAAGAGAGUGAGGACAAAAAAGAAGAAAAUCAGGCAGGUGAUGGACCACCUGCGCUUGAAGAGCCUGUUGCUGUCCCCCCAGAAAAAUGAACAUUUAUUCUGAGGCGUAA